Molecule: messenger RNA, 4485 nt
Organism: Penicillium soppii
Lineage: Eukaryota; Fungi; Ascomycota; Eurotiomycetes; Eurotiales; Aspergillaceae
Gene: pan1
Product: actin cytoskeleton-regulatory complex protein PAN1
Exons: 3
Coding region: 1-4485 (1494 amino acids)
Biological process (GO): endocytosis; endosomal transport
Cellular component (GO): plasma membrane; cytoplasm
Molecular function (GO): actin binding
Source: RefSeq, a predicted model, not a curated record
AUGUACUCCUCGUCGAAUAAUUUCCUCGGGGGUGGUGCCACUGGCCGUCCCGGCCAGGCACCAUUCAUGCAGCAGCAGCAACAACCCCCCUACUCGCAAUUCCCCCAGGGCCAGCAAUCAUCAAUUCAGCAGCCUCAGCCGACGGGAUUCGCUCAGCAACCAACUGGACUUGCUCCCCAACCUACCGGUUUCGCCGGCCAGCCGUCGCCAUUCGGUAACUCGCAGCUUCAGCCUCAGGCCACCGGGUUCCCCGCGCCACAACUCCAGCAGCAAUACACUGGCUUCCCUGGAGCUGCGCCCCAGCAGCCCCAGCAGCAGCAACAACAACAAUCCCAGAGCUUCCAAUCACAAUAUACCGGGUAUCCUCCCCAGAAUCAGGCGCAACAGGCACCCCCGGUGCCACAGAUCCCAACUCGAUUCAAGACCUCGAGCGACAUUGCGAACUCCUUCCACGAUGUUGGUUCCGGGCAGCCUCCCCAGGUGCCACCGAAAUCUGGGUCGAAGAUUCCGAGCAUUCGGCUGUCAUUCAUCACGGCGCAAGAUCAGGCGAGGUUCGAGCAGCUCUUUAAAUCUGCCGUUGGCGAUAGCAAGACAAUGGAUGGCGAUAAAGCGAGAGAUCUCUUGAUGCGCUCGAAGCUAGGAGGAGAGGAUCUUUCUAAGAUUUGGGUCUUGUCUGAUUCAACUAAGUCUGGACAGUUGUUCUUCCCCGAAUUCGCAUUGGCCAUGUACCUUUGCAAUAUUCGUAUCACCGGUCGCGAUCUUCCUUCAUCCUUGCCUGAAAAAAUCAAGAACGAGGUUUCCAGCAUGGUUGACAUCAUUUCUUUCGAUGUUCCCGACACAGCCCCGGCCCCCCAGCAGCGAACCAACGUCCCCAACUUCGAUGCGCCUCUCAUGGAAAACAGUGCAACUCCGCCAGUUGUUCAACAGCCUGUUCCGCAGCAACCGAACAAUGCCCAGCUCCUGUCUCAGUUGACCGCACAGCCCACCGGGUUCUUCCCCCAGCAGACAGGCAUUCAACCGCCAAGUAUCCAGCAGCCCCAAGCGACAGGCUUCCCAGGACAGAACCAGUCCCAAUUCCUCCAACCUCAGCAAACUGGAUUCAUGGCCAACCCUCAGGCGACUGGAUACACUGGUCCUCGUCCUCCAAUGCCGCCAAUGCCUACUGGCUUCGGUUCAAACCUCAGCCCUGCGCAGACCGGUGGGAUGCAAGGCCUGGGGGUACAGCCCACGGGCCUGACCGCGCAGCCUACCGGUAUGCCAGGCCAAUGGGGCUUCAUCAACACACCCGCGCAGGGCUUGCCUAACAUCGAUGCGAUGAAGCAGCAGCUCAUGCCGCAGCCUGGUCGCGAAGGUGGUUUCAGUGCUGCUGGUCUUUCAGGAAAUGCUACUGUCGCUUGGGCCAUCACCAAGGAAGAAAAGAAGAUUUACGAUGAUCUCUUCCGUGCAUGGGAUGGUCUGCGCAAGGGCUUUGUCAGUGGCGAGACUGCCAUCGAGAUCAUGGGUCAGAGUGGUUUGAACCGACUUGAUCUGGAGCGCAUCUGGACUCUAGCGGAUCCGCACAACCGCGGCCGUCUCAAUAUGGAUGAGUUUGCCGUGGCUAUGCACAUGAUCUAUCGUGCUUUGAACGGAUACCCGGUUCCCAACCGCCUGCCACCAGAGCUUGUUCCUCCUUCCACAAGGUACUUGAACGAUUCCAUUGGCACAGUUAAAUCGCUGCUUUCUCAGGAUGCCGAGAACCGCAAGGCUACUGGCGCAUUUUUGCAGCCGCAGAAGACUGGUGUCAGUUAUUUGAAGGACCACUCUUUCCGCGGUGGUGCAGGUGGCUCGUCUGCUGCUAGCCGCAAGGAUGCGACUAUGUUCAAGAACAACGACGCUGCUGGUGGUUACCGCUCGAGCGCACGCCGUCGCGUUGGUAAUGACCCUCGUACCCCGUCUCCUGCUGCAUCUGGUGCUUCAGAGGACGAGUUCUCCGUCGAGCAACUCCACAAGAAGAUCCGCGAGGCAAAGAUCAUGCUGGACGCUGUCGAUUUCCAGGACGAGAACCGGGCUGAAGAUGAUGAUGCAUUAGACCGUCAGGACCGCCGCGAGGCAGAGAGUCUUAUGGACCGUAUUCGUCGUGUCCAGGAUGAUCUUGAUACCCACCCCAAUGCCUCGUUCCGUCAAGUCGACAGUGGCGCAGACCGCCGAGCUCUUCGUCGUCAACUGCAGGCCUAUGAAGACCAAGUUCCCCAAGUUGCUUCUGAUGUGCGUCGCCUUGAGCGCGAUAUCGCCGACGCAAGGCUUGAGUUGUUCCGUCUCAAAGAUGCCAAGGCACACCCAGGAGGUGCCUCUAACAUCAUUGGCACUGGACCUGGUGGCAUUGUGACCGAGGCGGACCGAAUUAAGGCCCGUGCCCGCGCUCGCAUGCAAGCACGCGCUGCUGAGCUUGCUGGCCGCCCCGCGCCCGCGACAGAAGAUGAUGACGGCCAAGCCGCUCGUCGUCUGGAAACUGAGAGCAACAACGUCAAGGCGGAGCGUGAGCGCAACGACACUAUGACUCGCGAUGUCGAGGAAAGCGUUCGCGAUUUCGCUCGUAGUCUAGAAGAUAGUCUUCGGGACCAAGGGCAAAAUUCCACGCGUGAACAUGAGAGACGUCGUUGGGAAGAUGCUUUAGGCGUCGAAGAUGUGAUCCGUGACUUUAUCUAUGAUCUUAGCCGCAAUAGCCGGACUGCAAAUGUUCGCAAGGAAGAGUAUGUAUUUUUUGCCAAUGUUGAAAACGAACCAAUGCUUACAGAAAAUAGGCGAGAGAGAUCUUCACCAGAAGUGCAUUCUCGUGCGUCCCCAGCGGCCGAAUCUCCCGCGGCGCGCCCUGCGAUGCCUGCGCCUGUGAGCUCGUCCAGUUCAAUUGCUGGCAACACGCAUGAAGAUCGUGUGGCUGCUGCCCGUGAGCGUGCUCAGAAGCGUAUUGCCGAGCGCAUGGCUGCUGCAGGUUUAAAGCCAAAUGACGCUACUGAGACUCUUGCGCAACGACAGGAGCGUGAGAAGAAGGAGCGCGAAGAUCGUGUUCGCCGCGCCGAAGAAGAGGAUCACAAGCGUGAGGAUGAGAGACAGCGUCGGUUGGCCGAAGAGCGCGGUGGUCCUAGUGCUGCUGCUGCUGCUCCUAAGCCGGCAGGCAAGAAGCCACCACCGGCGCCGCCGACUCGCAGAGCCCGGACAGAUAGCGCUGGCCAGGCUGAUCUCAAGAAGGGAGAUGAGUCUGCUAAGUUGGAGCAAGCUGCUCGAGAGCAGGCCAUCAAGGAAGAGCAGGAGGCUCAAGAGGUGGAGACUAAGCGUCUUGAGGACGAGGCAGGCCGACGCGAAUUGGAAUUCCAAAGAGAGAAGGACGCCCAAGCAGCUCGCCUUCAGGCUCUUGAGGAACAGGUCCGCCAGGGCAAGAUCAAGAAGCAGGAGGAGAAGCGCCGCAGAGAAGAGGCCAGCCGACAAUCCAAGGAACAGGAAGCCAGUCUUGCCGCUCAGCGCGCAGAGUUGGAGGCUGCCAAGGAGCGCGAGCGACAGCUUCAGCGUGAACUUGAGGGCCUUGACGAAGAGACCUCAUCUGAUGACGAGGGUCCUGCUGAUGCCACUCCCCAGUACAGCACUCCUGCGCAGAGUCAGGUCUUGCCUGGCCCGCCCCCAAUUCCUACGAUAGCUAUGCCUGAGCCCCCAUCCUUCGCACCCGAGCCCGAAAGCGUGCCCAGCGAGGUUAGUUCACCCGAGAGCAGCCGCACUAUCCCUGCCGCUACCCAGGAUGCCGAGUCCAAGAACCCUUACUUCAAGACCAUGGGUCAAUCGUCUGAGCAGGUGGCCUCGCCCCCAGCCACAGCCCAGUCCACGAAUCCCUUCCACCGCUUGACGCAGCAAGAACCCAUCAAGCCGACCUUCACCGGUGCCGCUCCCCUGGAGCGCAAGACCCGUGCGCGCCCCGAGGCGGAUGACGACUGGUCCGCCGCAGGCUCCGAUGCCGGUUCAUCAGAUGAUGAAGACGAUCGACCAACCGGUGGCAGCGCCAAGCAGCUCGCCAGCAUCCUCUUCGGUACCAUGGCCCCUCCACGUCCUCUAAGCGCCAUGGACGACGACAAGCCUGCCUCUAAAUCUGCCAGCCCAGUUCACGACAGCCCUGUUGCACCCCCGCCUCCCCCACCAGCAGCUCUGCCUCCCCUCCCUGCCAUCUCAAGCCCCGACGGUGCUACUCCUGCCCCGCCAUCAGCAGUUCCUCCUCCACCACCACCACCUCCCCCUCCCCCGGGAGCCGCUGCCCCGUCCAUUCCCCCACCCCCACCGCCUCCAGGCGGAGCCCCAGCUCCUCCCCCACCACCUCCCCCCGCCGGUGCGCCUCCCCCUCCUGCGGCCGCAGGUGGGGCUGGCGGCCGCGGCGCCCUACUCGCGUCCAUUCAGCAAGGCAUGACCUUGAAGAAGACCCAGGUCAACGAUCGUAGCACGAGCUCGUCUGCCGGACGGGUCCUGUGA